UGUCAUAAAAAUGGCCGAUUCACAUAACGUCAAAACUUGUUGGGCGAGUGUGUACAAAAACGUGCGAUUUACUAGCCUUUAAUUUGCACUAGGAGUGUUUAAAGUGCUUUAGAUUCAGUCAGUGAUUGUGUUUUACUGUUUUUCUGUUCAGCGAAACGAAAAACAUUACAUGGUGGAAGACGGAGCGUACCAAUUGCACUGGAGACUUUGAUGCACAAUGUGAGGGCGUGGUGAUGUGGGGCGCGCAGGCGGGGUGGUGGUGCGGCGCGCUGGCGGCGGCCCUGCUCGCGCUGCUGGCGCUCUGCCGCCGCACCAAGCGCGACCCGCCCGCGCCGCAGCCCGCGCCGCCGCCUACACAGGUUCACGUGGUAUGCGGCGGCGCGGUGCGGCUGUCGCGAGCGGACACAGCCGCGCCCCGGCGCGUGUGCUCCGCGCUCACCACCGCGCCUGCGCCCGACACUCCAUCCGACAACAACACACCCAACGACCCCCCACAAAUUCUAAUCGUCCAAAACUACCCGCACUCGAACGCCAGCAGCGCAUCCGACACGCCCCAACCUUCAGGCUCGCACGCGCCCCCCUCCCCGCCCCCGCCCGGCUUCUGCGGCAUCAAGAAGAACCCGCUCUCCGACCAGUGGAAGCACAAGCGACCCUUCGAGUACUUGUACUCCGCCAUCCCGCGGCCCCUCGCUCAGAUCGUCGGCGCCGACCUCGGCGCCGAUCUAUCGAGGGAAUCGCGAGCGAAGAAGUACAGCGCCACCCGGUCUCCGUCUUUGGAAAAAGACGAAAAGUCACCGUUCGUGAGCAGCGCGAAGUCGGAGGAUCGAGUUUUCGAGUUUGAUGUCGAGGCAGUCGAAAACAUCAAGGAGGAGGAGAAAUCAGCCGAAAUGACCGAUCGUUCCCCUAAAUCGCUUCGAGAGGACGAGGAAAAAAUGUCUCCGAGUAAUUUAAGAAGAUUUCGUUCGGUCAGCACCAAACUGAACAUGUGCAGCGUCAGCGAGAGCCCCCACGUGGAGGGGCACCAGGAGCGGCUCGAAAUGCAGAACUCCCCUCGCCUAAUAGAGUGUUCGUCGGCUAAAGAAAAGUCAUCGGGGACGAAAUUCGAUUUUUCACCAAAGAUUUUAGCAGACAGCAUGAGUUCGCCCCGUUUUUUUACGCCACCGGAGACGACAUCGCCGAUGUUUUUCGCGGAACCGACGCCGAAAUCCGCGUACUAUGAUUCCGUCAGGUCUCCUCGAUUUUUCCCCGACACGCCUCGCGAUCCAGACGCUCCGAAUUCACCGAGGACGUUGAGUGACCAUUUAAAUAGACCGAACGGUUUAUCCGAGAAGCCAAACUCGCCCAAAAUAUUGAACGCCGAGAAGCCUAGUUCACCUAGAAUUCUAGGUUCGCGACCGAGUCCUAAGUUAUUGAGUCCCAAGGUCCUGAGUCACAACAAAGAGAAUUAUUUCACAUUUGAUCAAGUCAGUAUGCACGCCGAAACUGCCGCGCGAAUGUCGCCAAAAUUAAAAAGGUACGGCGGUAGAAAUUCCAUAGAAAGAGAGAGAUUCACGCCCCCCGCCGACAAAGAAAUAAAGAGGUAUAGAAGGCACAAUAGUUGCGAUACGAAUUAUAGAAGUAUAGAAUUAAAUAUAUCAAAGUGUGAUGACAUCGAUGAGACUGAUGUUGGAACUAAAAUUAACGUGCUAGAAAACGAUGUAGUCGAUUGUUGUGCCAAAUUAGAUGCUAUGCACAUAGACACGAAGGGGACGGAAGAAAGAAAAGAAUUAAGUGUAAACUCGGCUCACGUGAGACGACAAAGGUUAAAAUCGAUAUCGUUGGACUCGGAUAAUGCAAAAAUAAUCGAGCAAAAUUUAGGAUUACCGAUUGCAAAACAAAUGAAGGAUCAAAUGAACGAAGCAUACAAAAAUCAGGACGUGAGCACGUCGUGUGAAAGCAUGGACCGACAUCCCAAAACUCCUGCCUCAGAAAGACCCGCUUUUCAGUUUGACGUCAACCAAAAAGAUGCUAGGGAAGAGGAAGGAAAGUCUCCCUCUCAUAAACAGAAGAAAUCUUUGCGUCAAAGUUGCGAUGUACAGUCAUUUUUAGAUAUGCCGAGGUUUUCUCCUAAAGAAUUUGAAAUAACUGUGACCUCAGACGACGGGGCCACGACGUUAGCGGAGACUCAGACAAAGAAGAAAGGUAAAAAUUUACGAAACCUGACAAUAGAUUUAACCAAACGUGAUAGUGAUUUAGAAAAGGAGUUACUGGAGUUUGAAAAGUUAUACACCAAUGCCGAGGAAAAGAAGGUUAAAACGCCUACCCUAAAAGUAAAAGCGACAUCCCUCGAUUCAUCCGAAACGGUCAAUCUUUCGCUCCCCCAAAAGAAGAGUUUGGAAGUUCCCCAAAACUCUGUUUCCGUGCCUAACACUCCCAAGCGACAAUUGAAACGAAUAUUUGCUCAAAAGAAUAUAAAACAUGAUUUUGGGGGAGGAAAGCCAGGAUAUAAUUCUAUACAAUGUAACGCCGACCAGCGUCGCCUUUACCUCAAGGGGCAAGAUAGCGGCAUAUACUUACGUGAAAAUCACGCUAGCUUAAUGUUAUAUCAGCCGACUACCUCCAGAAUGGGCUCUCGAACGAUGGGAUCAUUCGACGAAAAUAUAUCCGAUAACGCUCCCGAAAUAAAUAUAUCCGGCGCCGACAAAGGUGGCUACCACGAAUGUGGUCAAACUCUCGGUUCGAAUCUCCUGAACUACAAACAAAAUUUAAGCGUAUCGAGUACGAAUUUAAAAACCCUGCCGGAGGGAGUGCCCUCCGACGACUUUGAGCCUAGCGUGGAGGACGAGAAACUAGUAAAGAAACUGCACAGGCGGAAUUCAAACCAAAGUUUAAUGCUUAGUACGCACAGCCUACAGGGCUCGAAUUGUUCCCUCAGCAGCGCCGGAGCGUCAUGCCAUAAUCUGGCUACUGUGAGGACGAGCAUGUCGAACUUCAGUUUAACCGAUAGUCGUCAGAAGAGGUUCUCUCUAGAUAGAAGGGAUUCGAACGCUUCACUCAACACCGAGCAUCUAGCUCCUACGACGAGAGUAAUUUGCUCAUCUAAUACGAACGUUUCGGGUGAAGUGACUAAAAACUGCCUGCUGCAACGCCGGGGAUCGAAUAAUAGUUUAACCCUUAAUAUACUUUCGACGAAUACCCUGAGCAGGCACUCGAGCAACAGCUCGCUGAAUAAGGAAACGAAACCGGCCCCGAAAAAAGGGUUACUGGAGCGACGGAGUUCGAAUACGUCACUCACUCUGAACAUCCACACGUCCAACCCGCAAUUAUCGACGAAUAAGGGGUUGAGUGUUUCCAAUUACAACUUGAACGGAUCCACGUGUAAUCUGAGUAGGCAUAACAGUAAUUACAGCAUCGAUAACACUGCCGAGCCGAGGAAAGGUAUUUUGGAGCGACGAAGUUCCAACACGUCUUUAACGUUAAACAUCCAACCGCAGGAGCCGAGAGACUUAGACAUAGACGAAACAUUAAUCGACGCUAAUUUAAAAGAUAUGCCCAAUAGAGAGAAACACAGGAAAUCCCUGAGUACGGAAAAUUUGAUUCCGAUGUCGUACAAAAAUCGGACGCGAUUGCGCUCCUCCGAUAAAUGCGUCGGUUUCGGGUCUCACGAUAAUUUGUGGUCCACGUCGUACGAAGGCCCGCAGAACUUAACCUACGUCUGCGGGGAUCAGGAGAACGAAAUCAUUUACGCCUUUGGGCAGCAGGAGGACUCGAGCUUCCAGCCCGUGUUCGUCCGCAACAUCACGACCAAGCCGCUGAGUCCCCAGAGCACCUCGGAAGAUUUCCGCCUGUAUCUAGCCAAUAUGCAGCAGCUGCAGAACGCCUCCAGCGUUCUCUCGAGACAGAGGUUGAAGGAUUUAAACGAGGUCUUUCAGAAUGGCUACUCUAAAGUAAAAUGUUUGGGUUCGAACGAGGGUCAGCACUGCUGUUUCGGCCGGGUCGAAGAUCUAUCGACGGAAAAUCCUCAGAUGUUGAUCCCGGAGCCGCUCAUCGCGCAGCCCUGCUCCGAGUACCAGAAGAUGCUGCUGAGGAAUUUGCACCAGGAGUUUUGGGAUAUGCCCACGAAUUUUCAAGAAAAACCGAUAGUUUUAGGUUCUCAUCCAAAGAAUAGAUAUAAGACGAUCCUUCCUAACGAACAUUCUAGAUUAAUUUUACGCGACGAUGUUGGAGGAAUUGAAGGAUACAUUAAUGCUAAUUAUAUUAAGGGGCAUGAAUAUACAAAGAAUUGCUACAUAGCAACCCAGGGUCCUCUUCAGAAUACAAUUUACGAUUUCUGGCUCAUGGUGCGACAAAACAACUUAGAUUUUAUAUCGCAACGACCUCCAAACAUCGUAGAAGCAACUGGAAUACAAAAAAUUGUAAUGUUAACCAAUUUUAUAGAAAACAAUAGACAGAAAUGCGAAAAAUAUUUUCCUCUAGAACUGGACGAGGAAUUCUCGAUCGAAAACCCCGAUUGCAGCGAAUCGACGCAAGUUUUAGAUGAAACGAGAAACAGUUUCUUAAUAAAGAACGUGGGAAUGAUAAAGAAGGCGGGCUAUACGAUACGAAAAUUAGAUAUUAAAUAUAUAAAACACGAAGCUUCCGAGUGUAUGUCCGUCUAUCAUUAUUGGUUUCACAACUGGGCGGACCACAAGUGUCCUAAAGAUGUUAACGCGCUAUUAAAUCUUAGUUUAGACGUUUUAAAAGAUGAGUGCUAUGAUUUUAGUGAAAUUGAAGACAUUACAGAGGAACAGUGCAAGUGCGAUAGCCCAAAGACGGGGACUAAAUUUGUUUUUCCACCUUUAGAAGCGAGUAUACCGUGUCCCGUGACAGUCAGUGUCGCCACGCCCACAAAUUUUGCCCUAGACACGAUGUCUCCGCCCACCAUAGUUCAUUGCUCAGCGGGUAUAGGAAGGACCGGGUGUCUGAUCGCUAUCCUUAAUGGUAUCAAGCAGCUCACCAACGAGCAGAAGGUGGACGUUCUAGGUAUAGUUUGUAACAUGAGAUUAAAUAGGGGUGGCAUGGUACAAAAUUCUGAACAGUACGAACUUAUACAUAAAGUUUUGUGUUUAUACGAGCAAGCGUGCUUGCCUCUGUUAUAGCUAAAUUAUUUCAGAUCUUGUGUUAUUUAAUUUUAGUACCAACUUUCACUUGUAAUUUAUUUUUGACGGAAUAUUUAUAGGGAAAUUAAAAAUUGUGAAUCUGUUUAUAGUGAGGAGUAAUGGAAUAUAUCUAAUAUUGUACUAGUGAAAAUAUUCUGAGUGGUAAAAGUAGCUACUUUUUUACAUUUUUUUAUUGAUGUUCGAAUGGAAUUCGUGUGAUGCUUAAUGCGAGGUUUCCUUCAUUCGAAAAUCAGAUAACAUAGUGUUUAUCUAAGUCAUAUUUCAUAUUUCAACGCCACAAUGGAACCUGCUGUGUAUAAAAAAUAAAUGUACAAUUGCAUCUGUUUUGCACUUUACAUUCUUAUGAAAUAAAUAUUUUUAUUACCUUUACAACAAACAAACAAGAUAAUUAUUAUAGUGUCAAAGAAUAAUAUUUACUGCAAUAUAAAUAGUAACAUGGCAGUUAUUUUUAUUAAACGAAAUACAAAGAACAGCUUAGCAUUAAAUAUGAUGAUUUUUAACUUUAAUUCAUUUUGAAGCUUUAUAUUUCUGACGAGAUAUCUGUAAUAAAACGAGAAAAUUAUAUUAUGAAAUUAUUAUCUUUUUAAAAUACAAAAGACACUUUGUAAUAUACGAGUAUGUAUAUAACAUACAGAAGUUAACUAGCAAAAUAUGCGCCAAGUUAAUUUGUGUGUGUUGUACAUAUUUGGGUAACUAAAAGACUAUCAGUCAAACAUUCAUUUGUGGCUCAGUAGUUUCUCUUAGAUCCGGGAAAAGUUUAGGUGGAUAUACCUUGGAUUUUUUUAUUUGCAAACUUUUAUACUUGUGCUUAAUUGCUGUAUCAAUAUUAAAAUAAUGUUGCAGGGUACUGAAACCUUUCAUCAAUUACAGAAUUGAGGUUUCUUUUAAAAUGUUAAAUGGCAAUACUGCCAGAAUAUACUUCGAAAAAAAAACAAUAAAAUUUCAAACAAAAUAAUAUCAUCCACAAUGUUCCUGUGUACUUUUUAUACAAAUUGGACUUGUGUUUAUAAAAAUUUUACCUUAUAUUUGUGUGUAUGUGGAAUUAAUAAAAAUAUACAGUGUUUACCAAAUACUUUUUUGUUGAGGGCAACACUGGCAGUCGAUAUGUUUAGUUAGUUAAGUAUUUUUUAUGCUUUUUUAAUAAAAAUUGAGAGAAGUUUUGCAACGUAAUAUAAUCUAACACCAUUUUAUUUAGAGU
Messenger RNA from Aricia agestis (brown argus), 6336 nucleotides. RefSeq lists its product as uncharacterized. The coding region runs from base 234 to 5117 and encodes 1627 amino acids. The transcript is spliced from 4 exons. The record is from RefSeq and is a predicted model, not a curated record. Gene Ontology annotation, molecular function: protein tyrosine phosphatase activity. Gene Ontology annotation, biological process: protein dephosphorylation. NCBI's taxonomy places the organism in Eukaryota, Metazoa, Arthropoda, Insecta, Lepidoptera, Lycaenidae.